Messenger RNA from Vicugna pacos (alpaca), 846 nucleotides. It is a transcript of the gene CIST1, whose product is annotated as colon, intestine and stomach enriched 1. Lineage: Eukaryota; Metazoa; Chordata; Mammalia; Artiodactyla; Camelidae. The record is from RefSeq and is a predicted model, not a curated record.
ACAGAGCGCGCCGUCCCCACUCCCUACGCCGGAAUGGCUGGCUCCCAGCUGCCGCCACCGCUUCUGCUGCUGGCUUUGCUAUUGCUGCUGCUGCCGAAAACUUCUAGUACGACUCUCAGUCCUCACACUGUCACCUCUACAGGUGUUACAGCCCCAGAGGCCACGAACUCAACUCAUGAACCUCUGAUUUCCUCCUCCAGCCACAGCUCCUCCAGUUUAGUGACAACCCGCCCCUUGACAGGCCCAGAGACAGGCUCCACCACUCACCCUAGCACCCUUAGUUCAGAGGCAGAUUCCACAACCUCCCACAGCCCCUCAAGUUCAUGGGCAACCUCCACCAUCCCACCCACCCUACUACAGUCAGAGACAAUUACCCACCCCAGCUCUGGCUCCCCCAGUUCAGAGCUCCCCCCCACCCCCAACUCCAGCCCCCUGAGUUUCACCUCCUUCACCCCGCAUUCGAGUCCUACUUACCCCAGCUCCAGCACGGGGCCUUUCUCCAUGUCCUCAGCCACCACUGAUGGGACAUCCGUGGCCUCUGGCCUUGCUCCAGGUGACAGUGAGGCCCCCAAGUUACACAGGAACCCAGGUGUGGUGGUGGCUGUGUGUCUGCUGGUGUCUAUUUUGCUCAUCGGGUCUGUGGUAAUGGCUGUGAAGUGCUGCCACAAAGACGUGUCUGAGUUCCAGAGGAUGGAUGAGGAGACUGUCCACUGAAGGUCAUCCUUUGCCCAUCACCCACUGAAGUGAUCCUCAGGAGGCUGAGAGAGAGGGGGCUUGGAUGGAGCUGGGGCAUCUGGAGAAGGGCAAGGCUUGUGGGAAUAAAGCCCCUACUUUUCCUCUGUGGCA